AAUUCUAAUCAGUGCUUAUUCGGUAUCCAAGGUUCAUCAGAACACUAAAGGUAUUCUUUGAUGCGUAAAUCAGUCCGUAGUAAUCGUAUGCAAUGUGGUCUGUCGCGAGCGAGUUCCCUCAUGUGCUAUUUCAUAGCAUUUUGAUAUUGGUUGAAAUACCUGACAAAGUCCUUGAUGUCAUAAUUUAUUACAUGUAUUCUAAAGGAGAGAUUAUUAGCCAUCCCAGCGACAAUGUCACUGCUGCCCUCUUCGCCUUCGUGGGAAUUGGAUUUGCCAUCAGUGUCGCGCGAAAACUAUUAUGCGGUCACAGAAUUGUGCAAAUAUGCUGCAACGGCGACUACAGAGGAGGCGAGACAAACGAGGCCAUUCACCUUUGGAUGAGUGCAAUAAAAGUGUGGCUCGAAGCUUUCCCUCAAGCACUAAUUGCUUACUUUUACUUUGGCGACUGUUCGACAACGACAGACGCGAAACGUUGGGGUCAAAUAUUUGGUUUCGUUUCUCUACUUCCGUUCCUGGUGUUUGGUUUCCACCUCUAUUAUUACUGCGCGUGCUACGAUUGCGGUAAAAGAUACAGGUAUGACAAGGAACCCAAUCUACUGAUGAUGUUUGCAAUGAUCGCCACGCUUCUGUUAUCCCUGGGUUGUGUUAUUGCCACAAUCCACUUGAUCAUGGAUUUCAACAAAUUCUGUCAGCCACCGUUGGGUGAGUAGCACAGAACUCGUUACCGCGACUCAAAGGCAACGGCGAUGCUGCGCUUUGUGUGCAAAAUUAUUACAUUGGAAGUCCCUUUUAUAAGCAGUAAAACUCAAACAAUGCGAUCACUUUUCAGAGAACCAUAGAUCUUUUGACUUGGUUACUACGCUUACCACCGAUGGCUGCAUAUCUGCAGCCACCAAUGACUCCAUAUCUGUCCAUGAUACAGUUUAGUGUAAAUUUGUCUGAAUGUAAAGCCCCUCAAUAUUGUGCUAGAUUUGAGUUUGAAGACCUCAAAGCAAAAAAUUCUUUGUUUCAAGAAAAAAGAGUUACCUGUUCUUGGGAAAACGUUUAUGCGGAUGUUAAGAAUUAGAAUAAACCAAGUUUUUAUUUCAAUUGUUUGCAAAAUCAUACAGUUGGUUACGAUUAACUUUAUAGAUUGGUAGUAAUUGUAAAAAUACCAUAAGUUGGAUAACUGAGUUUUUUCCUCUGAUAUUUAGACAAUAGUUGUUUGUUUUAAUAGCACAGAACAAAUUCUUAACCUGUUAUGAGAGAUAUCUGUCCCGUUUUUGUUUUAGAUUUCCACGAUAUGUUUGAGGUGGUGUGAUAUUCAGCAACACUCGCAAAAUAAAAAUUUAAAAAAGAA
Messenger RNA from Pocillopora damicornis (cauliflower coral), 1339 nucleotides. RefSeq lists its product as uncharacterized. Lineage: Eukaryota; Metazoa; Cnidaria; Anthozoa; Scleractinia; Pocilloporidae. The record is from RefSeq and is a predicted model, not a curated record.